Saccostrea cuccullata (small rock oyster) is the source of this 758-nucleotide messenger RNA. RefSeq names its product GLIPR1-like protein 1. Gene Ontology annotation, cellular component: extracellular region. The record is from RefSeq and is a predicted model, not a curated record. Lineage: Eukaryota; Metazoa; Mollusca; Bivalvia; Ostreida; Ostreidae. The coding region runs from base 110 to 661 and encodes 183 amino acids. The transcript is spliced from 6 exons.
UUUUCAACUGUUGCUUAUGUUUCAUGAGUGGGAUAUGUUCCAUAAAGAAGGCUGGCACUAACCUAUAUAAAUACCCCACCAAUGUUCUUGUUAAACCUGCAACAAAAUCAUGAAGUGGAUUCUAGUCAUUUUCCUCGGUCUCUGUCAUGGGACUUCUGCUCAAAGAGACUUAUUACAGGCCCACAACGAAAUGAGGAUUAGUGAAAAGGGAGCAGCAGAUAUGAAGAUGAUGAAAUGGAGCAAGGAAUUGGCUGAUGUGGCACAGAAAUGGGCCAAUACGUGUCGUGAAGGUCACAAUCCAAGGAGAAAAUCACGAUAUUUCCGUAAUCUUGGCGAAAAUAUAUAUCGCAGUACUAAUCGUGCAUCUGCUAGAGAUGUAAUACGGAGCUGGUACUCGGAAAAAUCUCAGUAUAAUUUUUAUUCCAACCACUGCUCCGGUGUCUGUGGACAUUAUACACAGGUUGUAUGGGCGGACUCUGAAUACCUUGGAUGUGGAGUUGCAUAUUGUAGAAACUUAUUUCGAGGCAGAGGGGGCUACAACUAUGUCUGCAACUACGGACCAGCAGGAAACUGGAUAGGAAGAAAACCGUUCACUCCCGGGAAACAGUGCAGUCGCUGUCAACGUGGAUACGGUUGUUACAAAGGACUGUGUUACAGAUAAAGGAAAGAGGGCUUACUAGAGAGAUACAGCAAAUUGAACGAAAUAUACUAUACGUGUUCCUCGACUAAAAUUUGAAUAAAUUUUUCUUAUGAAGUAA